Messenger RNA from Mauremys mutica (yellowpond turtle), 1331 nucleotides. Its product is annotated as zinc finger protein RFP-like. Lineage: Eukaryota; Metazoa; Chordata; Testudines; Geoemydidae. The transcript has 8 exons. Gene Ontology annotation, molecular function: zinc ion binding. Bases 184 to 1026 code for a protein of 280 amino acids. The record is from RefSeq and is a predicted model, not a curated record.
AUAGGAGUUAGAUCCUGGUGAACGGGGGAGGAAAAGUCCCGCUCCCUCCUCUCCACCUUUUUUUUUUUUUUGGCAACCACUGCAGCUGGCUCAGCCCAUCUGGAGGAACUUUUAUCCCCUCUGCCCUCCCUAUUCCUGGGUUUCCCCCUCCGGUCUGCCUGGCGGGACCUGUACCCCGAGGUCAUGGCUGCUGCGAAUCCAGCAAAAAGUCUCCAGGAUGAACUGACCUGUUCCAUCUGUUUGGACUAUUUUAAAGAUCCAGUGUCUCUAGACUGUGAUCACAAUUUCUGCCGAGCCUGCAUCACCCAGUGCUGGGAGGGAUUCGCUACUGAGAUCUCCUGCCCUCAGUGCAGAGAGAUCUUUCCCCAGAGAAACCUCAGACUGAACAGGCAGCUCAGGAAUGUUGUGGAAGCAGCCAGAGAACUCAGGUUGUCCUCAGGGAGGGAACCAGAACCAGAGAGACAGUGUGAGAAACAUAAGGAGCCUCUAAAACUGUUCUGCAAAGAGGACGAAAUCCCCAUCUGCCUGGUAUGUGAGAGAUCAAAGGAGCACAGAGAUCACACAGUCAUUCCUGCAGAGGAAGCUGCCAAAGAAUUCAAGGAAAAGAUUCAGGCUCAUUUGAAGACGCUGAAGGAAGAGGGAGAAAAGCUGCUGGGAUUGAAAGUGAGCAGAGAGAAGAGAAGCCAGGAACAUCUGAGAAAUAUACAAACCGAGAGGCAGAAGAUUGUGUCUGUAUUUCAGCGACUGUGGCAGUUCCUGAAGGAACAAGAGCGACUCCUGCUGGCCCAGCUGGAGAAGCUGGACAAGGAGAUAGUGAAGAUACAGAAUGAAAAUGUCAGUAAACUAUCCCAGGAGAUUUCCCGUCUCAAUAACACGAUCAGCGAGAUGGAGGGGAAGUGUCAGAAGCCAGUGACAGAAUUGUUGCAGGAUGUCAGAAGCACCUUCAGCAGGUGUGAGAAGGGGAAGUUCCAGCAGCCAGAGGAGAUUUCUCCUAAAUUAGAAUUAAGACUCAGUGAUUUCUCCUAGAAAACUGUUGCUCUAAUGGAGACUCUCAGGAAGUUCAAAGACACUCUGCCGUCUGCAUUGGAGACAAAAAGAGGAGGAUUCCUAGGAACAUUCAGACAGGUGAAUGUGACUCUGGAUCCAGACACGGCUCAUCCCGAACUCGUCCUGUCUGAGGAUCGGAAAAGUGUGAGACGGGGAGACAGACGGCAGCGACUGCCCGACAACCCUGAGAGAUUUGACACUCGGCCCUGUGUGCUGGGCUGUGAGGGAUUCACCUCGGGAAACAUUGCUGGGACGUGGAGGUGGGGGGUAGGUGAUACUGGUAU